Molecule: messenger RNA, 1974 nt
Organism: Peronospora farinosa
Lineage: Eukaryota; Oomycota; Peronosporomycetes; Peronosporales; Peronosporaceae
Source: the annotation of a GenBank genome assembly
AUGGACAACCUCAGCGUCAAUAAAGAGUAUCCUCCCAUUCACGAGCUUGCUAAGACGGCUCAUAUCAAGAAUGUUGAACAAUAUGAAGCCAUGUACAAGCAUUCGCUUGAGGAUCCAGAGACUUUCUGGGGUCAAUUGGCGAUUGAGAAUCUCAAUUGGUUCCGUCAAUUCGACCAGACACUUGCAGGUACUAUACACAAAGGUGAUGUGGCUUGGUUUCUCAAUGGUCAACUCAAUGUGAGUGUCAAUUGUAUUGACCGUCAUGUCAAGAAACAUCCAGACAAGGUCGCUAUCAUUUGGGAGGCCGAUGAGAUUGGUGAAGGUCGUACGAUUACGUACUUGGAACUACUGGAGGAGACGUGUCGUGUGGCUAAUGCCAUGAAACAUGCUGGUGUCAAGAAAGGUGACACUGUAGCGAUUUACAUGCCCAUGAUUCCUGAGAUUGCAUUCGUCAUGCUCGCUUGUACUCGCAUCGGUGCUGCACAUAGUGUUGUCUUUGCUGGGUUUUCAGCGGACGCUCUACGUGAUCGACUCAUUGAUGCCAAGACUCAAUGGGUCUUUACUUCAGACGAGGGCAAACGUGGUGGUCGCACGCUACCGCUGAAACAGAUUGUCGACGUUGCUGUGAAUGGUCUUGAGUUUGUACGUAACGUGUUUGUCUUUAAACGGACACACAACCCACAAGUAAAAAUGAAUCCGAAAAUUGACAUUGACAUGGACGAAGAAAUACUGCGUCAUCGUCCGUACUGCCCUGCAGAGUUUAUGAACUCGGAAGAUUUGAUGUUCAUCUUGUACACAUCGGGAUCAACUGGUACCCCCAAGGGAAUUGCUCAUACGACGGCUGGCUAUCUCUUGUAUGCUAUGAUCACUUGCAAGUACACAUUUGACUUGCAGCAUGACGAUGUGUACGCUUGUGUCGCUGACGCGGGCUGGAUUACUGGACACAGCUACAUUCUGUAUGGUCCGCUUGCCAACGGCGCCACUACGGUCAUGUUCGAGGGCACACCUAUGCACCCGGAUCAUGGUCGCUACUGGGAUCUGAUCCAGCGCCACAAGGUGACCAAGUUCUACACUGCCCCGACGGCGAUUCGUGCGUUGAUGGCUCGCGGCAAUGACAAGAUUAAAGAGUAUGAUCUGUCCACCUUGAAAAUCCUUGGUAGUGUUGGCGAGCCGAUCAAUCCAGAGGCGUGGAAGUGGUAUUACGAGGUGGUGGGCAACCGCCAGUGCUACAUUGCCGACACAUAUUGGCAAACGGAGACAGGUGGACACAUUGGCGUUGGCCUUCCAGCUGCCACCCCGAUGAAACCCGGAUCGUGCACGAAACCGUUCUUUGGCAUUGAUUUCGUAUUGACGGAUGAGAUCGGUAACGAGAUCGAGGGCAACGGCGUUGAAGGUCAGCUUUGCAUCCGUAAGCCCUGGCCCGGUAUAGCUCGCACAGUGUAUGGCAACCACAACCGUUAUCUUCUCACGUAUAUGGCGUCCCACAAGGGUCUGUACUUCACUGGAGAUGGCUGCCGUCGCGAUAAAGACGGGUACUACUUCAUCACUGGCCGUAUCGACGAUGUUCUGUGCACGUCCGGUCAUCGCAUCGGUACAGCAGAAAUCGAGAGCGCUUUGGUGGCACACAACGUAGUAGCCGAGGCCGCGGUGAUCGGUAUCCCUCAUCGUAUUAAGGGGGAGGGUAUCUGCUGCUUCGUGACGCUACUGAACGGCGUAACACCAAACGACAAAGUGCAGAAGGAGUUGAUGAUCCAGGUACGGUCGCACAUUGGCGCAUUUGCGACACCUGACCUGAUUAUUCUCGUGCCUGGACUGCCGAAGACGCGCAGUGGCAAGAUUAUGCGCCGCGUAUUGCGCAAAAUCUCUCAUGGCGAGGAGGAUUCGCUCGGCGACGUGUCCACGCUGGCUGAUCCAUCUGUGGUGCCAAUAUUGAUCACGAACACGAAGGCAGCACUCGUUGGAAAGUCGUUCUAA